AGAAAUCGUUCCCCCUCUUCGAUCCCUUUCCCCUUCUCCGCGACUAACCCUUGAUGAAUGCCUCGCCAAAGAACGGAGGGAUAGCUAUACAAGGGCGAAGAUCCGAUCCUGGGCGUGAUUUGGUGCUCGUUAUCCGAAGAGCAUGAUCGCCGCCCGUUCUCUUUUGUUACAUGUAUCAGAUUCCUGCACUAGGAGGAGCAACCUAGUUGAGUACAAAGAUGGAAUAUAGUGGAAACGAAGAGCAGGGUCAGGACUAUCUGUUCAAAAUUGUUCUGAUCGGUGACUCUGCUGUUGGAAAGUCGAAUUUGCUAGCUAGAUUCGCCCGGAAUCAGUUCUUCCCAAACUCCAAGUCGACCAUAGGGGUCGAAUUCCAAACCAAAACGAUGGACAUUGAUGGGAAGGAAGUCAAAGCUCAGAUAUGGGAUACUGCCGGUCAGGAGCGCUUCAAGGCUGUUACAUCUGCAUACUAUCGGGGAGCCGUCGGAGCUCUUCUGGUGUACGAUGUGAGCAGGCAUCAGACAUUUGAUAGCGUUGGCCGAUGGUUACAAGAACUACACAUGCACUCAGACAUGAAUGUCGUGACCAUUCUGGUGGGCAACAAGACUGAUCUCAAGGAUGCAAGGGAGGUUAGUACCGCAGAGGGCAAGACCCUAGCUGAGGCUCAAGGCCUUUUCUUCAUGGAAACCUCUGCACUGGACUCCUCCAAUGUUGCAGCAGCAUUUCAGACUGUAGUGGAGGAGAUCUACCACGCAGUGAGCAGGAAGGUCUUCCUAUCUCAGGAGCAACAGAAGCAUGAGAUGCCUUCACUCACGAAUGGAAAGACUGUAGUUCUACAGGGGGAUACCAAAGAUGCAAGCGGUGGAACCAGGGAAUUCUGGUGCUGUUCAUCCUGAAGCUGUCUAUAUAAUCAUUUCUUCAAUCCAUUUUGCAGGUUGUUCUUUUUUAUACUAAUGCUGUUGUUCUUAACAUCAAACAUAUUUGUGAGUUCUUCUUCCAUCAAUUAUUAUAUAGUCAUGACAUGUUAAUGAA
This is a messenger RNA of Musa acuminata AAA Group (dessert banana), 1029 nucleotides long. RefSeq names its product ras-related protein RABA5a-like. The transcript has 3 exons. The coding region runs from base 219 to 893 and encodes 224 amino acids. Gene Ontology annotation, biological process: vesicle-mediated transport. Gene Ontology annotation, molecular function: GTP binding; GTPase activity. NCBI's taxonomy places the organism in Eukaryota, Viridiplantae, Streptophyta, Magnoliopsida, Zingiberales, Musaceae. The record is from RefSeq and is a predicted model, not a curated record.